AUGAAAAGUUUAGGUUUUACAAAUAUUUUUAAAAAAUUACCUACGACUAAUAACUUAACUAGUCUUGAUUGUGUUUAUUCAAAUUUCAAUUUAGAAGUAGAUGAAUGUCAUGAUGUUGUAGGAACUUAUUAUAGUUUUCACGAAGCACUAAUUUUCUCUGUUGAAAAAGAGAAAAAAGCAACUAAUUUGAAUAAGCAAGUUGAUAUUAAUAUUGAUGAUGGAAUGGAUGUGAAUGAUUCGUUACAAAUUUCGACACCAGUGUUCCAAAAAUCAGAAAAACUAAAUAAACGAAAAAACAAUUCGAAAGAAAAAAAAAUGAAUAAAUUUUUAAAGAAAACAAAUGUUUCGUCUACUAUUGCUAUUAUUAAUAAUUCUUUGAAAGAAAAACAAAUAAGAUGUCUUCGUAAUUUGAAGAGUGCUUUAAAAGUAAAUUUCCCAAGCAAAUUAUCAAGUGAAUUUAGUUUAGAUGAACAACUUGGUAGUUUAGGUUUGAAAAAAGUUAAUAUAAUUGGUGAUGGUAAUUGCUUUUUUCGAGCAAUUUCACAUCAAUUGCAUAGACAUGAAAAUGAACAUCUAGGAAUUCGAUCUAUAGCAAUAGAAUAUCUUAUAUACAAUAUGAACGAUUUAUCGGAUUUUAUUGAUGAAACAUAUUCAACAAUAGGAAAUUAUAUUGAACAAAUGAGUUUGUAUGGAACAUAUGCUGAUCAUUUAGUGAUUUCAGCUACAGCAAUUAUCAUUAAUAAAAAUAUAAUCAUACAUGAGUUAGGUAAAAGACCUAUAUUGAUUCCGGGAUCUGAUUUUAUUGAUGAUCAAUUACAUAUAUGUUACGAUCCUCAUAUUUUACAUUAUGAUAGUGUUCUUUGUAUUAAUGAUAAUUCAGCAUUUCUUUCUCCCGAAGAACUUCUUAUUAUAUUAUAA
Molecule: messenger RNA, 918 nt
Organism: Rotaria sordida
Lineage: Eukaryota; Metazoa; Rotifera; Eurotatoria; Philodinida; Philodinidae
Source: the annotation of a GenBank genome assembly